Molecule: messenger RNA, 408 nt
Organism: Saprolegnia parasitica CBS 223.65
Lineage: Eukaryota; Oomycota; Saprolegniomycetes; Saprolegniales; Saprolegniaceae
Exons: 1
Coding region: 1-408 (135 amino acids)
Source: RefSeq, a predicted model, not a curated record
AUGGGUACGGCGCUGUUUCAGAGCCUGCCGCGUUUGAUUCCCGUCCGGCGAAGAUGGCCAAGCACGUCGACGAGUGCCGUCACAUCGCCGCCGCGCGAGGCCGAGGACCCAGUGAUUGAGCAAGGCGCCGACGCCAUUGAGUUCUGGUCCGAGAUCCUCGAGCUGCUGGGACCGGACGACUCGGCGUUACCAUCUACUCAUGCCGUAGCCGACCUCGCUGAGUCUCAAGAGCUCGUUACCCUUGGGCCCCGCCCAUCUUUGGCGCCUCCUGCAAGCCCCUUGCCACCGCUCCCGGACACCAACGUUGCGUCAUAUACGCCCUUUCUGCGGACCCUCGACCAAGGUCACACUGGCAGCACUUUUUGGCAAUGGCAUCGUGCUUCCGGCUUUGUUCUAGGCAUUUUGUAA